Xyrauchen texanus (razorback sucker) is the source of this 2787-nucleotide messenger RNA. Its product is annotated as lethal(3)malignant brain tumor-like protein 2. Gene Ontology annotation, molecular function: zinc ion binding. Gene Ontology annotation, biological process: regulation of DNA-templated transcription. The record is from RefSeq and is a predicted model, not a curated record. Lineage: Eukaryota; Metazoa; Chordata; Actinopteri; Cypriniformes; Catostomidae. Gene Ontology annotation, cellular component: nucleus.
UGAAGCAGGUGAGAAACGGUUAGUUGUUUUGAUGUAUAGUUUUCUUAAUUCUUCGCGUUCAAACUGUUGCCCUGGAUUCCUCGUUGCCUUAAGUCAUACUUUAACAAUGAUACUGGUGCAAGAGAUUUUCUUCAAAUCGUUGCUUAUAUGCUUGCCGCAAAUGAAUGAGCCCUAGACUCCCAGUAACAUUAAAGGCAGCGAGGUGGUAAAUAUUAUCUGCUGGAAAUAUUUCAGUUCCUCUUAAACGUAUAUUUUCAGUCAACUUUUGAACCCAGCUGUGGACGACAAGACCUGACCAAACUUUAUAUGACCCUACACCUUCAUUGAAGAGGAGCACAAAUGCCUAACCGAUGUGUUGCCUAUGGUUGUGGAAAGUUGAGCGGGCAGAAUGUGUCCAUGUUCAGAUUUCCCAAGGACCCAGAGGAGUUUCGCAAAUGGCAGAAGCAGGUUCAAAGGACCCGCAGGAAUUGGGUUGCCAGGACUUUCUCCCAUUUAUGCUCUGAACAUUUUAGUAAGGACUGCUUUGAGCCUAAAUCUCUUGCUAAUGCAAAGGCUACGGGAUUCAAAGGGCUAAGACUGAAGGAGGGCGCUGUCCCGACGAUUUUCCUCCGCCCGCCGUGCAAUAAUUGUGGCGGUGCAUCCUGUUCCAUAUGUAUCCCAAAGGGAAAGAGACACAGUGUGACCACUGAACCUAAAGAGUUUGAAUCAGAUGAACGGGAAGUUAACUCUAGGAAUGUCAACUCGGACACAUGGGUGCAGAGAGAGGGAGAAGACGAGGUACUUGAUGAAGCAGAUGAUCAUCAGCUCUAUUCAGACAAUAACAGUGUUAAUAGUGCUGGGGCUUAUUCUCUCUGGGCAGACAAUAAUGGCAUAGUAGUGUGUGAAAUGUGUGGAACCACUGGCACCAAGGACACUUUCUACUCCAAAACCAAGCGCUUUUGCAGUGCAUCAUGCUCUCGGUCAUUCUCCUCCAACUCAAAGAAAUCCUCAAUUCUUGCACGGCUGCAGGGAAAGCCACCUAUAAAGAAGUCAACAAACAAAGCCUCUCUAAAAUCACUGACUGAGGCUUCUCAGUCAAAGGUUAUUGAGCCACAACAGCAGAGCAGAGCAUUUGGACAGGAUGCUACUGUGGCUGGAUUUGACUGGGGUAGUUACCUUGAGAAAUGUGGCUACCUCGCUGCUCCACUAUCCUGCUUCAGACAUGCACCACUCUGCACUCAAUGGGAGGACAUCUACGUGGGGUUAAAAGUGGAGGUUCUGAACACUCAUACAGCCUUGCCUAGCAAGGUCUACUGGAUUGCCACUGUAGUACAGCUGGCAGGCUAUAAGGCUCUUCUGCGCUAUGAGGGUUUUGAGGAAGAUGAUAGCUGUGACCUUUGGUGUAACUUAGGCACAGCUGAUGUUCAUCCUAUAGGGUGGUGUGCAGUGAAUAGCAAGCUCCUUGUCCCCCCUCAAGAGGUUCACCAGAAGAUUAAAGACUGGAAAUCUUACCUGAUGGAGAAACUGGUCGGCGCGCACACUCUUCCUGUUGACUUUCAUGUCAAGAUGGCAGACAGUAUGAGGUGUCCAUUUAGGCAGGGUGUUCGGGUGGAGGUGGUUGAUCGUUCACAGGUGAGCCGCACCCGCUGUGCCGUGGUGGAUACCAUAAUUGGGGGUCGACUCAGGCUGCUAUAUGAGGAUGGAGGGUUGGGAGCCUCGGGCGAAGUGCUCUCUGAUUUCUGGUGCCACAUGUGGAGUUCUCUAUUACACCCUGUAGGCUGGUCUGAAAGAGUGGGCCACACCAUUAAAGAAACGGAUAAGAACGUCAACAUGAGUAGCCAUCCAGCAUUUCGCAAGGUUCUUCAAGACAGUGUGCCAAAUCAGUUCAAGAAGUUAAGGACUGUUUACAUGGGAGAUACAUUUUUUGAGGAAGGCAUGAAACUUGAAGCAAUUGAUCCUCUGAAUCUUGGAAACAUCUGUGUUGCAUCAGUCCGUAAAGUGCUGCUAGAUGGAUACAUCAUGGUUGGCAUUGAUGGUGUUGAGAUUGGUGAUGGUUCUGACUGGUUUUGCUACCACGCCAGUUCACAUGCCAUCUUACCUGUAGGAUAUUGUCAGAACAACAACAUAAUUCUCACUUUACCUCCUGGUUAUGUUCAAGAAUCAUUCACAUGGCCAAAGUAUUUAGAGGAAAUGGAGGCUGUGGCUGCUCCACGGAGACUUUUCAACACAGAUGCUGUGGGCCAUGGCUUUGCCGCAGGUAUGAAAAUAGAGGCAGUGGACCUUAUGGAGCCAAGGCUGGUGUGUGUGGCCACUGUUAGGCGUUGUGUAGGCCGGCUUCUCCUUCUGCACUUUGAUGGCUGGGAGCCGGAGUUUGAUCAGUGGGUGGACUGUCAGUCCCCUGAAAUUUACCCAGUGGGCUGGUGUGAAAUCACUGCCUACCAGCUGCAACCACCCAUUGGCCCAGAACCACCUCAGGGUCAGGAACGCACCAACUUAAGCAAAAAGCAAAAACCUUAUAUGGGGAAAAGGAGGCGAAGAUUUAUAAAGAAAACACGAGCAUUAAAAACAUCUAAAACCCAGCUCCCUCAUCCGACUGAGAAUUCAGAGACAAAUCAAUCAAAAGAGGCACUAGCCCCCCCUGUCACACCCACCACUGUACAAAUCAAGACUGAACCAGUGGAAGAAUUUAUUGCAGUAAAAGUGAAGGUGGAGGACAUGGAAAGCCCAAUACUACCCAGCGUACAAAGCAAAGAAAGCAACAACUUGGAGGCCUUUUCGACCUUCAAACAGGAGGACAUCUCCAUUUAA